AAGACAACCAAUAUUUUUCGCAAACGUCAAACAAACAAAAUAAAUUUUUUUCACUCUUGAUUGCGGCAAAAAAUUUGUUUAACGCAAUUAUUUUGUGAAAAUUGCCAGCAGUAUUUAUUAAAAAUUGUGUUAAUACAAAACGUAAACAGUGCCCCUCAUAAUGGCCGAUCCAAAAUUCGAAAAUUUGCCAGGCAUAGCUUAUGACCAACCCGAUGUUUAUGAGACGCCCGACAAUGCGGAGCAGGAAACUUCUGACUACUAUGAGGAGGAGCCGGAAAAUGAGGCCAUUGAACGUUUGCAUAUUUCAACUAAAGAUUCGUAUAAACGUUUUCAUGGCGCCAGCCUAGAGGGAAAUGUGGACUUUUCCGAUCGCAUUGGUAGACGCCUGUGCCGUGGCUAUGAGGCCACCUCGGGAGAAUUUGAAUUGGUGGGUAUGGGUGAACGAGAGACACCAGUGCAAAAGUGCAGACGUUUGCAGUGUGAAAUGAAUGAAUUACUGGAGGAGGUGUCUUCUUUGCAAAAUGACCGCAAGUUGGUGCAAGAAGAAAAAGAAUCUUAUGAUGCUGUGGCCACUGUUAUAACCACUGCCAAAAAGGUUUUAGACUCUCUCAGACUAGAACAGGUAUUGGGUAAGGAGCAGGCUCCCAGUAAAACCGAUAAAGAGGUCAAGGCUCUCAUCAAUCAAGUUGAGGAGUAUAAAACCUCAGGUGUUUUAACAGCCAUACCCACUCCCGGCACUGAUUUAGCGGCCUCAGCCCGUAUAGCCAAGCUGGAACAUCGUUUGCAUCAAUUGGAACAGGCUGUGGGUGCCCAACCGGAAAAGUUGAGCCGUUUAACUACAUUAACUCAAAGUACCAAUGUUAUGGAUGCUGUACGCCAGCUAAGCACAAAAGCGGCUCUGUUGCAACCGGAAAAAAUCGAUGCCAUUGAAGAACGUUUGGGUUCUUUGGGCUCGAAAAUGGAUGCUAUAGCGGAAAAAUCUAGUGGUUCAGCUGAUGAAGCGAAACGCGAUCAAAAAGUUACUGAUCUGUAUGAUAUUGCUAAGAGAACCGAACCUGUGGCUGAAAUUUUACCCGACAUCAUUGAAAGAAUGCAGGCAUUGGAGGCUUUACAUAAAUAUGCCAUGAAUUUCGCUAAAAUUAUUGCUGAAAUCGAAGAGAAACAAACCAACAUCACCACUUCAUUGGUCAAUAACAAAGAACUCUUACAUUCGGUACAGGAAACAUUUGCACAAAAUCUUGAAACCAUCAACAAGGAGGUGGCCAAGGUAGAGGAACGUGUAAAUACAGUAGAAGGCAGUAAAAAAUAAAAAGACAUUAUUUGUACGUCAUACUCUAAAUUACUUUAUUAAUUACAAUUUAAAAGAAAUAAUUUGAUGAAUUAAUAAUACAACAUUUUAAGUGAUUGAAAAUUAUUUAUGAAGAAAAUAAAAAAUAAAAAUUUACAUAAAUAGAA
This is a messenger RNA of Calliphora vicina (urban bluebottle blowfly), 1455 nucleotides long. RefSeq names its product dynactin subunit 2 (gene DCTN2-p50). NCBI's taxonomy places the organism in Eukaryota, Metazoa, Arthropoda, Insecta, Diptera, Calliphoridae. The record is from RefSeq and is a predicted model, not a curated record. Gene Ontology annotation, cellular component: cytoplasm; dynactin complex; centrosome. The transcript has 3 exons. Gene Ontology annotation, biological process: mitotic spindle organization. The coding region runs from base 161 to 1309 and encodes 382 amino acids.